Anneissia japonica is the source of this 948-nucleotide messenger RNA. RefSeq names its product coiled-coil-helix-coiled-coil-helix domain-containing protein 2-like. The record is from RefSeq and is a predicted model, not a curated record. The transcript has 4 exons. NCBI's taxonomy places the organism in Eukaryota, Metazoa, Echinodermata, Crinoidea, Comatulida, Comatulidae. Gene Ontology annotation, cellular component: mitochondrion; nucleus. Bases 118 to 573 code for a protein of 151 amino acids. Gene Ontology annotation, biological process: mitochondrion organization.
CUCGCCUCUGGAAAUCGUCAGGGACAUAAUACGCUGAUGCAUGACGACAUCGUCGUAUACCAUCAUAAUAAUCAAAUAGCCUAGGCCUAGAAUUACCUAUUGAAUUUAUCUAACAAAAUGCCCCGUGGAGGAAGAAGUCGUGGCAGAUCUGCCUCACCCGUUAGACUAUCAGCACCACCAAGGACAGUUACAGCUCCACGUCCUCAACAGAGAUCCCCAGUGCCAGUACAGCAGCAACCAUCUAUGGUAGGGACCCCUGGUCAAUCACGUAGCCCAGGACUAUUUGGCCAGAUGGCCGCUACAGCUGGUGGUGUGGCCAUUGGAUCUGCCGUGGGACAUGCUGUUGGAGCAGCCAUGACUGGAGGAGGGGGAAACUCUCAGCCCGAUGUUACCUAUCAAGAGCAACAGCCCAUGCAGCAAUACCAACCUGUGCAACAACAGAACCAACAAAAUGGUGCAUGCAGCUACGAACUCCAGCAGUUCCUUCAUUGUGCAGAAACUCAACAUGACCUCUCACUAUGUGAUGGAUUCAAUGAGGCCUUGAGACAAUGCAAACUAUCUUUCGGUAAAUAACAGUUGUUAACAUGGUGUCUCCACAAAUAAAUCAUAAGAAUGACAUUGAUUGAAAUGGUCAAACUCAGGAAACAUCACUUCAACAAACUGAAAGUAUUUUAAUUAUUAUUGAUAGUAAUUAAUACAGUACUGAAUUAAUUGAUGAAUGAUGUGUAAUUGCUUUCCAUCCGAAUUGUGCAGUGUUUGAAUAAAAUAGAAUAUAAACCAAUUUUAAGAACUGGAGUAGUUGAAAUGUUAUUGGUUUUAUCACACUACAAAAUUACAUAAAGAUAGAGCUGCUGUGCAGUGAAUAACAUAUGUGAUAUCUGAAAUUAAUGAUAGAAACACAGCUUUCUUCGGGAAUAUUUGAAAAUAAAAGUCGUAUGUAUGCUACAA